CGUUGACGUGCAAUGAUGUGUGAGACCAACUGCACGCGAAUGACCGGAUAACAAGAUCCGAAACACGAUGCGUGCCAAGCAAUCCCCAGAACUCCGGUCCAGGCUCAUUUCUCUUUCCUUCGUAUGCCCUCAAGUGGUAGUGCUAUGUGGGGCAUCUCCACCGCCUCUGACUUUGGGAUGAAGUCGUCUGACUUUCAAGACCUAUGCUGUGCCUCCAUUCAAAAGCUUCGAAAUCGUCAAGAUGCGCUUCACUGCUACAUUCGCCCUUCCCCUCCUCCUGUCCAGCGUGACAGCGUUCGUCAUUCCCCAGGGCCAGGCUGAUGGCGCCUACUCCGUGCAACUAGACAGCCGCGGCAACGAAAUCCACGCGCGCCUCUCCGACGCACCAGAAAUCAGCGUCCGCGAAGCCAGCCCUCUAGUCGCCCGCGCAGUACAGUCAUACUGCGGUUGUGGAAUCGGUCUCAACGCCGGUGAUACUGACGCCGCCAACGCUGAUCUCGUGAGUCAGCUCGGACGAGGCAGCAACAUCGGUGCGCAUCUUGCGUACUAUUCGAAACGUGGUGGCGUAGUAGCAUUCGCAUGCAACUUGUCCGGCGGAACGAAGCUCUUUGCUGGGGAUGCCAUCGGCCAAAACAAUGCUCAAAUAACUGCUUCAUGUGGCCGCUACAUUGCUGGCUCUCGUGGAGAGCCUGGGAACUGGGCGACGGGAUACAUGAGGACUAGCGAAAAUGGCGGGAACUUCUGCGGCGCUGCUUUGAGCUCAGGCGCCCACAAUUGCUAGAGCAGGGACGUUGUGGACCGUUGUAAGUCUCGAGGAGCAAGGAGACGGGGAAGGGCGUGGAGUGCGGAACUGCAUCGUUAUCCCUAAUGGGAUAUCCGGACGUGGAUGAGCAAUAGCCAUAGCGCAAGCAGAUAAGUAAUCUAUCAUAAGCAUGCCACCUCGGAUGAAUAUUGCAGUGAUGAAUGAGAACAAGAAGUGAAUGUGGGCAAGAACGCAGUGUCAAGAG
Messenger RNA from Paraphaeosphaeria sporulosa, 1007 nucleotides. RefSeq lists its product as uncharacterized. The record is from RefSeq and is a predicted model, not a curated record. Bases 242 to 781 code for a protein of 179 amino acids. The transcript has 3 exons. NCBI's taxonomy places the organism in Eukaryota, Fungi, Ascomycota, Dothideomycetes, Pleosporales, Didymosphaeriaceae.